ACGCCCCCUUAGCUUUGUCCACCUCUCCCUCUCUGAGCUGGAGUGCAUGGCGUCUGAAUUCAGUUGUUGAGCGCUCUUUGCACUGGGUGGCUUUAUUCAGUCACACUUUAUUGGAGUGUUUCUGUCAGGACUGUUUGCUACACAGAGAAAUUAUUCAGAGAGAUGCAAGGUAAGCAAAGAGUGACUGCAAACGGUGCACAUUAAGGAUCUUGGAAGAGUGAAGUUGGAGGCUGCCAAGAGGAACAGGUGGAGCACUGGCAUCAGCAACUUUAACAGUUCAACGUAAUUACUUCCAAAAGGGCCCAGACGCUCGAAUGCAUUUAUCACUGGAUACCAUGAGCAUGGUGGACGACAGCUGCCUCUCACCCAGCCACUUCCACGAAAUGGGGAAGGGUGGGGGCGUCACUGUGGGGGGCUGCGUCCACAGCAUCGAUGUCAUUCUGGGUUUCAGUAAAGACCAGGACCCCAUGCUCAGCCCUGCUGGGGCCCCACGGCCCCAUAAAGUGGACAUAGAUGGUCUGGUAGAGCCUGGGAGGCAGCAGGAGCUCUCAUCACACCCGACCUACAGCGGCCACCUUUCCUCCCUUAGAAACGGCAGCACAGAGCAGCAGCAGCAGUACCAUGAUACCAGCUUAUUCACAAACAAAUGUGAUGAGGAGCUGAGUGAGCUGAGGACGAGUGUCGAGAGUGAUGAAGGCAAGUCUCCAGAGCCAUGCAAGGAUGAACAGCCCAAGAAGAAGCACAGGCGCAACCGCACCACCUUUACCACCUACCAGCUGCACGAGCUGGAGCGUGCCUUUGAGAAGUCCCACUACCCGGACGUGUACAGCCGUGAGGAGCUUGCCAUGAAGGUGAACCUCCCGGAGGUCCGAGUUCAGGUCUGGUUCCAGAAUCGCAGAGCUAAGUGGCGUCGGCAGGAAAAAAUGGAUGCUAGCACUAUGAAGCUUCACGACUCGCCCAUGCUUUCCUUUAACCGCCCAGCACCAGUUCACACCAGCAUGGGUCCGAUGACCAACUCCCUCCCCUUGGACCCCUGGCUGUCCUCUCCCCUGUCCAGCGCCACACCGGUCCACAGCAUCCCAGGCUUCAUGGGUCCAGCUCAAGGCCUCCAGCCCAGCUACCCCAGCCACAGCUUCCUCAACUCCACUCCUCACCCUCAUCCUCACUCUCAUCCUCAUCCGUCCAUGGGCCAGGGGAUGCAGAGUAUGGCGCCUCCUCCAUACCAGUGCACAGCACCGUACCCUAAUAAAUAUCCUCUGGAGGACGUGGACCAGCGCAGCUCCAGUAUCGCUGCUCUGAGAAUGAAAGCCAAGGAACACAUCCAGUCAAUGGACAAGACCUGGCAUCCUAUGUGACUAACAAACCUGGCAGUCCAUGUGAAUGACAUUGGGAAAGGGAGAUUUUGAAAUUGUUUCUUGGGGUUCAGGGUCAACAGACAUUAAGUAAAAUGUUGGAAAAUAUGGCAGUGACUUGUCUGAUACCCACAGAGCAAAGGAAUUGGAUUUUGAACUGUGAAAACUGAGGAUUCUUCUUUUUUUCCUCAUCUCAAGGACAUUAAGCAGACAAGUGAACUCUACAGUAUUGUUAAAUUGUUCAUUUUAAACCACCAAUUACCAGACAUCUGUUCCCUCCCAUGUAAAAGUGUUUAGCGUUGCCUUGGGUGCUGUAAAAGCAAAUCUUCUCAGUCUUCUUGGUGACCAUUGCACCCUGGAAGCAAGGACAUUUCUUUCCUUAUAACAAACUAUAGUAUCUUUACAGGCAUGCUUCCCUUUGGAUGAAUGCAUAGUUCCAUCAAUAUUCAUGAACAGCUUGUCUAGUGAUAUAGGCAGGUUUUCAGGGGUCACAUAUAUACUUUGAACAUAUAUGUCCCUUGUGAAAGCUUGUGUCAGAGGACAGCUGCCUGAAAAGGGAAUUAAGCUAACACGAAAAUCUUUAUUAUUGUUCUUAUCACUUUUCUGUUAUUUCUGUUAACCAUCAAAAAUCGAAUUGGACAAAACAUCCUACAUUCAGCUGGCCAUUUUUCCACCAAGUUUGUGUUUUAACUAAUUAAUCCAAUUGUUCAUCCAUUUUCAUGGGUCAGCUAAUCAGAGUCACAGAGUACUUUGUGGAUGAAAGUCCAGUCUCAGUUUAAUGUGAGAGCAGCUUUUAAAAAUCACGGCAGUGUAUCUGACUGCGACUGUUAAAUGCACGUUUCACUAAUCUGUUGAUUUAUAAAAAAUACGUGUUACUGCCUUUCAGCUAAACUCCAAAUUAAAGCAUGGUUUAUGUUGCUACUUACUGGCUGCCCAGUUUAUAUAUAUAUUGAGCCUGUAGCCUAGAUAACCUGUUAUGACUGGAGGAAGAUGACAGCAGAGGACCAGUGAGGCCUACUGUUGUGGUUUUCAACAUACAGGGAGAGGAGAAUCUCUUAAUUAUGCUGAUAGACUAGAUCAUUGUUUGGUGGGAAAGUGUACUAGAGUCAGAGAUGUGAUGGCACCUUUGAAGUGGUCCACGGCUGAAAAUAUACCAAAAAUAAUUCUGCACAGUUAUAAUCGUUUUUUUCUGAUUUGUGCUGAGAUGCUUUAAAGAAGGAAGGAAGGAAGUUUAAAAGAAAGAAAAGGUAGGGAGCGGAGUAACCCUCUUUUUGCUUGAGUGGCUGUUGGAGGAGAAGACCUGUUGGCAGCUCAGUGUUGGGUGGCUGCGUGUACGUGCAGGGCAGCAGAAAGGGCCCUGUGUGAUGCGUCACCCCACAUAGUUAAGUCUUUGUUCGGCACAAUUGAUCCAAGUGUAUCCUCUUUGUCUAAAAUUGAAGGGGUGGUUAGGGGGGACUGUCUCAGGCUGCACUAAAUAGGCCCUUGUAACCAUUUUGUCAUGGAAGUUUUUUUGUUUAUUUUUCCCAAUCAAAGGAGGAGAAACAUGGAUUGUAGCUGCUAUGGUCACUAGUGACACAAUAUUGGUCUCUUCCCAUCUGUUACAGAGUCAAGCUCUAAUUGUCUUAAAGAUAGAGAGGAAAUCUAACCACAAUGUGUUUCAUAUGAGCAGUAGAGCUAAAUAGAUUUGUAUUUGGUAUUGAGACAUCUACAGAUAGCAUCUCACAUAACAAAAAGUUAUAUGGUAACUUUUUUGACUUUGUUAUUUUGUUAUGGAACAAGAGGGAGAAGAAAAUCCUUUAUCUUAAAGUGCAAUUUCAGACUCCUUUUAAUUUUUUAUUUAAAAAGGAGACAAUUGUUCCCCCUAACUACCUAUUGUGUGGUUGUGAUAUUUCAUUUUAAUUUGGUGGGAAAGUGGUGCUGACAACAUGUCAUACAUCCACACUGACUAGAGCAGCAAUAUCAACAACACUAUUAGGUCAUUUCUGUUUUUAAAACACAUUGUUGUACUGCUCAGAGAGGGAAAAACAGUUAUUCAUCUGCUGCUCAUCAUUAGUUCCCAUGCAAUUUUUUAUUGUUGUUGGUUAGUGAUGUUUAGAAUCCCUAUUGGAAAAUGCCAGGAAAUCACAACAUGGAGGAAAUGAGGAUUACCUUGCAC
Messenger RNA from Sander lucioperca (pikeperch), 3507 nucleotides. RefSeq names its product retinal homeobox gene 1 (gene rx1). The coding region runs from base 315 to 1355 and encodes 346 amino acids. The record is from RefSeq and is a predicted model, not a curated record. The transcript is spliced from 4 exons. NCBI's taxonomy places the organism in Eukaryota, Metazoa, Chordata, Actinopteri, Perciformes, Percidae. Gene Ontology annotation, biological process: positive regulation of transcription by RNA polymerase II. Gene Ontology annotation, molecular function: DNA-binding transcription factor activity, RNA polymerase II-specific; RNA polymerase II cis-regulatory region sequence-specific DNA binding.